This is a messenger RNA of Gigantopelta aegis, 3114 nucleotides long. RefSeq names its product bestrophin-4-like. The transcript has 13 exons. Bases 208 to 2163 code for a protein of 651 amino acids. Gene Ontology annotation, molecular function: chloride channel activity. NCBI's taxonomy places the organism in Eukaryota, Metazoa, Mollusca, Gastropoda, Neomphalida, Peltospiridae. The record is from RefSeq and is a predicted model, not a curated record.
UCUGGCUUGACAUAUUAACCGUAACGUGGUCUUGGGCAAUUUAUCAUGACGUCGCGGAGUGUCUCAAAAAGGAAAUCUUUAUUACCGGAUUUUAUUCCAAACAAAAAGGACGAGCUCUUACCUCGGAACGUGCUUGGUGUGAAGUGGAGCCCGGUUUCCCGCCCACCCACGACCCGCUUGGCAUGCUAACCGCGUGCACGGUUCACCAUGACGAUCACCUACCAGUACCGCGUGGCCACGGCGUCCCUAGGGGGGUUCGUCAAACUGCUGGCGGCGUGGAAGGGCAGCGUCUACAAGCUCAUGUACAAGGAGAUGAUCCUCUUCGUCGUCUGCUACACCGCCAUCAGCCUCAUCUAUCGUCUGCUACUCAAUGAACCGCACAGGAGAAUAUUUGAACAGAUCGUGAUUCACUUCAACCAUUUCACAAGCCUCAUUCCAGUGUCUUUCGUUCUCGGCUUCUUUGUGGCCAUUGUGGUGAGCCGAUGGUGGCAACAGUUCAUGAACAUACCAUGGCCAGAUAGGACACUGUUCAUCCUGAACACGUAUCUGCACGGACACGACGAACGGGCACGGAUCAUGCGUCGCUCCAUUGCACGCUACAUGCUGUUUGGUCUGAUUCUCAUCUGUCGGUCCGUCAGUGUGGCCGUCAUGAAGAGAUUCCCCACCAUCGAGCAUAUUUGUGAGGCAGGUUUCAUCACGAAGGAAGAGGCCAUAGCGUAUGAGGACGCCCAGUGUGAAUACAACAAGUUUUGGGUUCCACUUGUCUGGGCCAACAGCAUCCUCGUCAAGUCCCGCAAAGAAAACAAGAUAGAGACAGAUUUCGGUCUCAGGAUGGUUAUAGAGCAACUAGCUGAUUUCCGGGACAAGUGCUCUCUGUGUUUUGUGUAUGACUGGAUCAGCAUUCCCCUCGUUUAUACACAGGUUGUGACUUUAGCAGUAUACAUGUUUUUUGCGGCGUGUCUACUUGGACGGCAGUUCCUUGACCCGUCAAAAAGCUACGAAGGAUACGAGUCUGACUUCUACAUUCCCGUCUUCACGUUCCUGCAGUUCUUCUUCUAUAUGGGCUGGCUGAAGGUGGCCGAGCAGCUGAUCAACCCGUUUGGAGAAGAUGAUGAUGAUUAUGACAUUAACUGGCUGAUAGACCGACACACAGCUGUUGCUUUUGCCCUUGUUGACCAGUGCUACAACAACCACCCACCUCUGAUCAAGGACCAGUUCUGGAACGAUGUCAUCGUCUGCGAUUUACCGUACACCGAGGCCUCGAUAAACUCGAAGAAACCCAUCUUCAUGGGCUCUACAUUCAAUAUAGAACUUUCCGAACUGGAAGACCAGAGACUGUUUGUUCCGGACAUGCGCAGUCGAAGAAAGAGCUCCAUCGGUAGCAUCUUCUCCGGAUCCGUCCUCAGUCUCUUUCAAGGAAGACAGAAGAGUUUAGGGUCACGUGACACUCUACAAUCUUACGUCGGUCAUGGACCUCUCGACAAACGAUCCUACUCGUUAGCUAAUGGGAAGGGGAUGUACCUGCAGGUACCAAACGUUCUGUCGCCAUCGGAACGACGCCGACGGGCAUCCAUAGACGUUGCCGAGAUAAACAUGGGAAACAGCAUUCUGCGCGACGAUGCUAUUUUGCUUCAUGAGGGCAGAGCACGUGCACACACGGAUCACUCUGACAGGGAGGCGGAGCUUAAUAAACACCUCAAUAAAAAGCUUAACGUGCAAGUUAAUAACAUGAACUACGGGUCGAAGAAUGGUUCUCAGAAAAUAUCAGAUCAUCAGUCGCCAAGUUCGUCAAGAUUUGUUGUUGACUUUGUGCCAGAUGACGAGUCGAAUUCCAUUCAAGCCAACAACUCGAGGAGGAGUGGCCAGGUUAUUACUGACAAGCAGUUCGGAAAGUCAGUGUCGCGGGCGCCGGUGCUCUCUGCUAUUGAGGAGGGAAAUACAGUGACAAGUCUACGACAGAUUCUCAUGGAGCCAGACGCAAUCAGUGAUUCAGCGUCAUUCUCGGACGCAUUCGAUGACGACCAGGGUCUCGGUCUUUUAUCAGCAACAGGAGAUUCGUCAAGCAUUCAUUCCCUUGGCUCCGACAAAGGUUACAGUGAAUACCAGCCUCUGAAGAGAGUGCAUCUCGUCAAACUUCCCAGCGUACACGUAGAAAACUGCUAGCAUUAUUCUAUUACAACUAACAUGUCACAUAUCUAGCAACUUACAGCGACACGUAGCACAUAGUGCUGAGGGAUUCACAAUACAAAGUUGUGAAUGUCAAACAGAUGUCAAAGGCCAGUAGAAAGAAAAGAAAAGAAAGUUAAAAAGUUUGUUUUGUUUAACGACACCACUAGAGCACAUUGAUUAAUUAAUCAUCAGCUAUUGGAUGUCAAACAUUUGGUAAUUCUGACAAGAGAGGAAACCAACUACAUUUUCCAUUAGUAGCAAGGGAUCUUUUAUAUGCACUAUUCCACAGACAGGACAGAACAUACCACAAUCUAGAAUAUACCUGUCAUGAAGCAUUGGUUAGAAUGGGAAAACCCCCCAAUGAGUCUGCCAAUGGGCUUUGAUCCUACGACAUAAGCAACUCAGAUAAGCAAUAGUCGGACUGUGACAGGGCCCGUGCUUAUACUUCAAUAAAGUCCAGACUUUAAUGUAAUGCUAUUUGAAUGGCAUUACCAUGACGUUAAAGUCUGAACUUUAUUAAAGUCUAGGCUUUAAGGUUUAUAAACACGGGGCCAGAUACCACUCUUCCCAAAAUAAAACAGAUUGCUAAAUUCACACACCUUUCAAACCAGUUUUAAAAAAGUUAUGUGAAAACCCUACCUACUAUGACAAGGUAUCACUUUAAAUUGUCAUUCUUUUCUGAAACUAAGGGAGACAACUGCUGGUUGUUGAACUUAUUCUCCUUCUAUGAACAGAAUACCUUAUUUCACUGCCAUAAACAAUUUGAUAUCAUUUUAAUAUAGUUUAUAUAUAUAUAUAUAAUUAAAUAUUUUAAAGAAAAUUCAAUUAUAUACUUUUUUGAUAAAAUAAAAUGUUUCAUGGAAGAGCAUUAAAGUGAAACAUUCUUCAAAUUUUAGUGCCAUGUAUUACAACAUUGACAGGAAUAUAUUAUUAAAAUGUUUAUCU